GAGGAGAGAUACACCGAUUCUAAUUCUCAAAUGGCCGAUCAAGACAUAAGAAACAACGAAAUAGUUCAUGAGAUCAAAGGCAUGAUUCGCAUUUACAAAGACGGAUCAGUAGAAAGAUUCAUGGGCUGCGAAUUCGUUCCACCAUCGAUUGAUCCCCAAACCGGCGUCCAAUCCAAAGACGUAGUCAUCUCCCCUGAAAACUCCAUUUCCGCCCGCCUAUACAUACCCAAAUCACAACCUGACCCAUCGAAACUACCUCUCCUAAUCUAUUUCCACGGCGGCGCUUUCUGCAUAGAAACCGCCUUCUCUCCCAUGUAUCAUAACUACCUCAACUCCCUUGUCUCCGCAGCCAAUAUCGUCGCAAUCUCGGUUGACUACAGAAGAGCGCCAGAGAACCCAUUACCAGCCGCGUUUGAAGACUCAUGGGAAUCGGUCAAAUGGGCUGUGAGCGCCGAAGACGAAUGGGUGAAAAACUUUGCAGAUCUGAAACGCGUGUUUUUCGCCGGAGACAGCGCCGGCGGAAACAUAGCGUACCGUAUGGGUAUACAAGUUGGGUUGGAAGGGUUAUCAUUUGGAGCAAAGCUAAUGGGUGUUAUUAUCGUCCAGCCGUAUUUCGGAGGAGAGGAAGUGAUUGGAUCGGAAGCGACGAACCCUAAUAUGGAAAAUCUUGAGAAAUUGUGGCGAAUUGCUUGCCCGACGGUGACAUCGUUGGAUGAUCCGAUGAUAAACCCUAGUAUGGAUCCGAACAUUGGAAAGAUGGGUUGCGAAAGGGUAUUGGUGUGCGCGGCGGAGAAAGAAUGUUUGAAUGAGAGAGUUUGGUGUUUUUAUGAGGCGUUGAAAAGGAGUAAUUGGAAAGGAAAGGCGGAGAUUGUUGAAACGGCCGGAGAAGAUCAUAUUUUUCAUUUGUAUAAUCCUACCGGCCAUAAUGCCUUGGCCUUGAUGAAACUGUUGGUUUCGUUCAUCAAUGAGUCAAUCUAAGGAAUUGUUUCGUUAUAGAUGGAGUGGUA
This is a messenger RNA of Impatiens glandulifera, 1007 nucleotides long. RefSeq names its product 2-hydroxyisoflavanone dehydratase-like. Bases 31 to 978 code for a protein of 315 amino acids. Gene Ontology annotation, molecular function: hydrolase activity. The record is from RefSeq and is a predicted model, not a curated record. NCBI's taxonomy places the organism in Eukaryota, Viridiplantae, Streptophyta, Magnoliopsida, Ericales, Balsaminaceae. The transcript has a single exon.